CAAUGAGACAAAAUCUUCUUAGGUGUUCAAUAACAUUAUCAACUUCACACACACACACACACACACACACGAAACAUAUCGAUGAAGAAAAUAUCGGCAUGGUUUCGUAUAAUUCUGCUCUCAAUAAUAAUACACUCAGCCUCAGCUUCUGACUCAGAUCCAUUACAAGACUACUGCGUACCGAGACCCGACCUUUCACCCAUUUUCCUCGCCUGCAAGAACUCGUCUCUCGUCACAGUCGAAGAUUUCGUCUUCUCCGGCAUAAAGUCCGCCGGAGAUUCCAAAAAAACGGGAUUCUCCUCAAUUCCGGUAACCGCAGCCGUUUUCCCCGGUCUGAACACACUAGGCGUGUCAUUCGUACGCGCGGACUUUGAAGUCGGAGGAGUGAAUGUGCCCCACUAUCAUCCACGAGCCACCGAAGUUGCUUUUGUGGUUGAGGGAAAGAUUUAUUCGGGAUUUGUCGAUUCGAAAAAUAGGGUUUUCGCCAAAGUGCUGGAGAAGGGCGAUGUCAUGGUUUUCCCUAGGGGUUUGCUGCAUUUUCAGAUGAACGUUGGAAAUUCGAGGGCUUCGAUUAUCGGGAGUUUUAAUAGCCAGAAUCCCGGUUUGGUGAAAAUUCCGUCUGCGGUUUUCGGGUCGGGUAUUAUGGAGGGGGUUUUGGAGAAGGGUUUCGGAUUGAAUGCUAAGGAGUUGUCUAAGUUGAGGAAGAAAUUUUCUUCCUAGCUUGCGCAUGAGGGUUUUGUUACACAAGUAUGUAUAGAUUCACACAUAUUUUACAUGUAUAUUAGUGUGAUUGUGUGUAAAUCGAAAGGUGAAAAAUUAUCUAGUAUAUUUUCACGAGGUGUAGCAUCUAAUAGAACAACAGUUGAGGCAGACCAAUAAUAAAUGAGAUCAAUAAUGAUGAUGAAGUUUUUAAAAA
Messenger RNA from Erythranthe guttata (spotted monkey flower), 916 nucleotides. RefSeq names its product RmlC-like cupins superfamily protein. The record is from RefSeq and is a predicted model, not a curated record. Gene Ontology annotation, molecular function: manganese ion binding. NCBI's taxonomy places the organism in Eukaryota, Viridiplantae, Streptophyta, Magnoliopsida, Lamiales, Phrymaceae.